AUGCAUUCUAGUGCGUGGCGAGUGAUUGUUGGUUUGCUGCUGUGUGACGUUGCCGCACCAGACCCGGUGAUCGGUAGUGGCAGUGUCUUCGCCGCUACCAUCACGCGCGCUUUAGUGCCUCCGAGAAGGGAGUCGCUUCUGUUGGGCACCCGAUAUGGGCCAGUUGUGCCGGAAAUAAUUGUGAACCGUGCACCAACGUCCACUGUCGCGCCGCAAAGGGACCAGGGCGGUACGGGAUACAACUAUGAUGUGCCCGCAGCGGGAUAUCUUCCACCGGAGUCGGUUCCGUUCGCUGACGAACCUCCUGCUCCGAUUCCACCUUCGGUUGUGAACAACUACCUUCCACCCGUUUCCCAAGACGAACCAGCGGCAGACGAGCCAGUCUUUCCAUUGUCACCUCCGCAAGUCGUCGGAGACUAUCUGCCACCCGAUGAAGCCCCGCAGCGAGACGAAGUGUUUGUGGUACCGACGGUAACGCCAUCCGUUCCCGGAUACAACUAUAACCCUCCGACGACGACGACGUCAACCUUCUCACCGCUGGGCGAUGAAGGGUUCGAGGAUGGAGCUGACCCGGAAGGUGGCUAUCGGUAUGAUCCACCGGCGAACAUCUACGUUCCACCUGCAGCCGGUGGCGUCGGACGUUCGCUGCGGGACGAUCCAACGAAUCUCAGAACACCGAUAAGAUUGCAGCUGAAUGAGCUCGCCUGUCUGCGCAACAAUGGCGGAUACUUCCGGGCGUCGCUGACCGUGCAAAGUGCCAUCGAAAGUGUCCCGCUGGUGGAUGCCGAGAACGAUGGGGGCGAUCUUGGUGGGUGCGAGGUGCGUCUCGAUCAAUCGCGACUGCUGGUCGACAUUGCGUGGUCCGACUUCGGUCGCUGUGGAGUGACCCCGUGCGGGCAAACGACCCCUACCAGGGAGUUGUGUUUGCGGGUUCGCUUUCCCGCCAUUGCCGGCAUGAGGACGGCCGUCGAUCCGGUACUAACGCUGCAGUGUCGCAUACAGCAGAGGAUCGUUGCCCGGACACACUCGGUGCGGCUCGGUGUGGCCGAAGAUGUGCAAGCCCGUGCCGGAACCGGGACGGCGUUCGCGAUCGGUGGUUCCCAGCGACCGUUUCGAUCGCAGCUGGGGAUCUUUCGACGAACGAACGGUGGCGGUUCGUUUACCAGGGCUUUGCAGCCGGGUGGCGCGGUCAUGCUGGGGGAAGAGUUGAUGCUGCGGACGCAGGUAUCUGCGGGUGAUGGGUGGAACUUUACGCGACUCUCCGAGGUGGUCAUGCAGCGGCUUUCGCCCACCGGAACCGUUCUCAACUCGGCCUCGCUCGUGAACGCAAACGGAUGUUUGAAUCCGCUGAUGCGUGCCAUCAGUCCGGUGGCGCCAGUGUUCGAGGCUCCACUGGGCUAUCGGUUAGGGUUUCGGGCGGCCAUGUUCCAGGGAAUGCGCAGCGGCGACGAGAUGGUACUGCGCGUACGGAUUGUCGGGUGCGUCGAUCGACGGGAGUGUCUUGUGGAAAAUUGCCAAACAACUGCCCGUUCGAAACGGGACACCGAAAAUCCCGCUGCCGAAGGACACGCAGCGAAUGGGACGAUUCCGUCUUCAACCACCACCACGACACCGUCGCCUGCACUGGCCGAAACAGCAUCGAUCGCCUUCCGUAUAAUGCUCCCACCCGAAGACGGUGCCUUUACCGAUGCGCAGGAUAAUCCUACCGGCACAUCCGCCACGCUGCUCUGGAUCGCCCUCGGCACGACGUCCACGAUCGUGCUGAUCAUCGUCGGUGUGGUAGCGCUAGUGCUGCUCACAUUGCGCCACAAACGUCGCCCCAAUUACGAUGAGUAUCGGGCGGAUUAG
This is a messenger RNA of Anopheles marshallii, 1848 nucleotides long. RefSeq lists its product as uncharacterized. The record is from RefSeq and is a predicted model, not a curated record. Bases 1 to 1848 code for a protein of 615 amino acids. NCBI's taxonomy places the organism in Eukaryota, Metazoa, Arthropoda, Insecta, Diptera, Culicidae. The transcript is spliced from 3 exons.